Akanthomyces muscarius is the source of this 1143-nucleotide messenger RNA. RefSeq lists its product as uncharacterized. Gene Ontology annotation, molecular function: NAD binding; magnesium ion binding; isocitrate dehydrogenase (NAD+) activity. Lineage: Eukaryota; Fungi; Ascomycota; Sordariomycetes; Hypocreales; Cordycipitaceae. Gene Ontology annotation, cellular component: mitochondrion. The coding region runs from base 1 to 1143 and encodes 380 amino acids. The transcript is spliced from 5 exons. Gene Ontology annotation, biological process: tricarboxylic acid cycle; isocitrate metabolic process. The record is from RefSeq and is a predicted model, not a curated record.
AUGCUGGCCAUUCGCUCUCUUUCCGCCAGGCAAUGCCUGCGCGCCGCCCCCCGCGCUGCCACCUGGUCUGUUGCUAACCAGCGAUUCUACUCUACCACCGGCGACCGCGUUGCCAAGUACGAGGGCACCAAGGAUGCCAAGGGCAACUACCUCGUCUCCCUGAUCGAGGGUGACGGCAUCGGUCCCGAGAUUGCCGAGUCCGUCAAGGACAUCUUCUCCGCUGCCAAGAUUCCUAUUGCUUGGGAGCCCGUCGAUGUUACCCCCAUCAUCAAGGAUGGCAAGACCGCCAUUCCCGAUGCUGCCAUUGAGAGCAUCAAGAAGAACAAGGUCGCUCUCAAGGGACCUCUUGCUACUCCCGUCGGCAAGGGCCACGUCUCCCUCAACCUCACCCUGCGCCGUACCUUUAACCUCUUCGCCAACCUCCGUCCCUGCCGCUCCAUGGCCGGCUUCAAGACCCCCUACGACGGCGUCGACACGGUGUUGAUCCGUGAGAACACCGAGGGUGAAUACUCCGGCAUCGAGCACGUCGUUGUCGAUGGUGUCGUUCAGAGCAUCAAGCUCAUCACCCGCGAGGCCUCCGAGCGCGUUCUUCGCUUCGCCUUCCAGCACGCCCAGUCCAUUGGCCGCACCAAGGUUCGCGUCGUUCACAAGGCCACCAUCAUGAAGAUGUCCGACGGUCUCUUCCUCAACGUCGCUCGCCAGGUCGCCAAGGACUUCCCUGCUAUCGAGUUCGACGCCGAGCUUCUCGACAACACCUGCCUUAAGAUGGUUACCGACCCCAACCCUUACAACGACAAGGUUCUUGUCAUGCCCAACCUGUACGGUGACAUUCUGUCCGACAUGUGCGCCGGUCUGAUUGGUGGUCUUGGUCUAACCCCCUCCGGCAACAUUGGUGACGAGUGCUCCAUCUUCGAGGCCGUCCACGGUUCCGCCCCUGAUAUUGCUGGCAAGGGCCUUGCCAACCCCACCGCCCUUCUUCUCUCCUCGAUCAUGAUGCUGCGUCACAUGGGUCUCACCGACAAGGCCGUUCAGAUCGAGAACGCCAUCUUCCAGACCAUGGCUGAGGGCAAGGCUCUCACCGGUGAUCUCGGCGGCAAGGCCAAGACCAGCGAGUACGCCUCUGCUAUCAUCAGCAGACUGUAA